Molecule: messenger RNA, 663 nt
Organism: Microthlaspi erraticum
Lineage: Eukaryota; Viridiplantae; Streptophyta; Magnoliopsida; Brassicales; Brassicaceae
Source: the annotation of a GenBank genome assembly
AUGUCAAUCGGAUUAGGGAUGCUCUUUGUGGUAGAGAACGGACCGACGAAGUUGACCAAGGACCUUGCCGCCACCACCACCGGAUCUUCCAAAAGGGGUCAGGACUCUGUUCAAGUGUUGGCUCGUGCUCUCGCAGUCGCUCGUCCAUUCCCGGAAAUGGAAUCUACGGUUUAUGCUCCAGCUGUACAGGUGAAGAGAAAGCUAAAGAAUGGUUCUUUAUCGGUCAAGCCGAAACCUGGGUUCCCCUGGUUGCAUUUUCAUCGGAUUUGUAUUGAACAAAGAGAUCCAUCAGAGAUUGUGAGGGAGUCUGAGGUUUCAUAUCAUAGGUUCAAAAGUUGGAAACACGUGAGUAUUCGCACUCUCUCUCUCUCUCUCUCUCUCAAACAAGCAAAAGAAGAACAAGAGAAAGCAGGCCGUGAGUUCGAUGAGCUACAAAGAGCUGAAGAAGAAGAGGAAGCAAGUUUAGCCUCGCAGAAACUUCUUCUCGCGUCUGAUUCUGAGAAUGUAGCUUCUCUUGCAGCUACUGAAACAAAGGAGAAACUUGCAGCUGGUUCUACAGUUCGACUUUUAUCACUGACAUUCGCUGAGUUCGUUGGCAACCUCAAGAAACUGAACCGGAAAACAGCAAAGGCAACGGUGGGAUUUACUUUGUUUGGAAGUUGA